UCGUGAUAAGUCGAUCGGUUCGUUCGGUGUCGUUGAUCAGCAGUGAAGUUGUGCCAACAUGUAUGACGAAGACGCGGGAGCGCUAGUCGUUGACAAUGGGUCGGGAAUGUGCAAGGCCGGUUUCGCUGGAGAUGAUGCUCCGCGUGCCGUCUUUCCAUCGAUCGUGGGUCGUCCGCGUCACCAGGGUGUAAUGGUCGGCAUGGGUCAGAAAGACUCGUACGUCGGUGAUGAGGCCCAAUCCAAGCGUGGUAUUCUUACGCUGAAGUACCCGAUCGAGCACGGCAUCAUUACGAACUGGGAUGAUAUGGAGAAGAUCUGGCACCACACCUUCUACAACGAGCUGCGUGUUGCUCCGGAAGAACAUCCGAUUCUUCUGACGGAAGCCCCACUCAAUCCGAAAGCGAACCGUGAACGUAUGGCACAGAUCAUGUUCGAGACGUUUAACGCACCCGCUAUGUACGUCGCCAUCCAGGCCGUGCUGUCCCUGUACGCUUCCGGUCGUACCACCGGUAUUGUGUCGGAUUCGGGCGAUGGCGUUUCGCACACUGUGCCCAUCUUUGAAGGUUAUGCUCUGCCCCACGCUAUCCUGCGCUUGGAUAUGGCUGGCCGCGAUCUGACCGAUUAUCUGAUGAAGAUUAUGACCGAGCGUGGAUAUGCCUUUACCACCUCCGCCGAGCGUGAGAUCGUGCGUGACAUCAAGGAGAAGCUGUGCUACGUUGCGCUGGACUUUGAUCAGGAAAUGGUGACCGCUUCGGCUUCGUCUUCGCUGGAGAAGUCGUACGAACUUCCUGAUGGACAGGUUAUUACGGUAGGCAAUGAGCGUUUCCGUGCUCCGGAAGCUCUGUUCCAGCCGUCGCUGUUGGGUAUGGAAACGGCGGGAGUACACGAGACGGUGUACAAUGCGAUCAUGCGCUGUGAUGUUGACAUCCGUAAGGAUCUGUACGCGAACACUGUCCUGUCCGGUGGUACCACCAUGUACCCAGGUAUUGCUGAUCGUAUGCAGAAGGAAAUUACAGCUCUUGCUCCACCAACCAUCAAGAUCAAGAUCAUCGCUCCUCCGGAGCGCAAAUACUCCGUCUGGAUCGGUGGAUCCAUCCUGGCCUCCCUGUCCACCUUCCAGUCGAUGUGGAUCUCGAAGCAGGAGUACGACGAAUGUGGACCAACUGUUGUCCACCGCAAGUGCUUCUAAGCAGCUGACGACACCAAAAACCGUAUUGU
Messenger RNA from Anopheles maculipalpis, 1218 nucleotides. RefSeq names its product actin, muscle-type A2-like. Lineage: Eukaryota; Metazoa; Arthropoda; Insecta; Diptera; Culicidae. The transcript is spliced from 2 exons. The record is from RefSeq and is a predicted model, not a curated record. Bases 59 to 1189 code for a protein of 376 amino acids. Gene Ontology annotation, biological process: mitotic cytokinesis.